AUUACUUGGAUGGCUGGCUUAUUCGUUAGAUUACUAAUAUAGGAUACGAUGUUCGUUUCUCAAAAUUUAGACAAGUAUACUCACACUGAUAUGCGAAUUUGUAAUUUUAAUACUUUUGUAAUUAACUUAUCCCUGAGAGUGACGUCGUGUUUAUAGACAGUGUUCUGAAGGAGGAAUUAUCUAGAAUAAAUUACAUGGACUGUUAUCAAGAAGUAUAUCAAUGGCACCUCAAGAGAAAAUUAAUUACUUCAAAUUAGUUGCUCUUAUUGCUGAUAUCGCAUGUCUUGUUAUCUGGAAGUAUAUUAGGGAAAAUAUACUUGGAAAAGAUUCUUUUGAAACAUUUCUAAAUAAAGAGAAACAUAAAAUGGUGCACCUGUAUGAAACAUUACCAUGCUGUGAAUGUAUGGUCAGUAAGAUAAAUGGAGAGAGACUUGUCUCAAGAAAGCAGUUCCUUGUAUUAUAUAGAUCUGUUGAACGGAACAAAAUAUCUUGCCACAACAAGUAUCCUUGCAGAAAAUUAACCCAGAUUUGCAUCUGUAAUUAUUCUGCGAAUGAAAAUGUAGAUGUGAAAGUGGUUGAUAUCACACUUGCAAACUAUAUCAUUCAAAAGUGUGGAAAACGCGAACAAGGGGUAGACAAUUGGAUUGAACAAAUUAAAGACGUGCGAAACAAAAUAUUUCAUCUAUCAGAUAUACAAAAGAUAACAGAUGACAAAUUCAACAGGACAUGGACAAAGUUAGAAGGGUCCAUAUUGGGAAUAGCAAAUCUAAUGGACAGUGCAUACGUAGCAGAAAUCGAGAAAAAGAUUUUACAAACAAAGGAACAUGUAUUUAUUUCUUCUUGCAUGUUGAAGUAUGAGAAACUCUGCUGUGACUACUGGAGAAAUAAAUGCGCUGAAUUUGAGAGAGCUCAGGUACAGGUUAUCGAAAAGAAAGCAAGGGCUCUACACAUGAAAGAUCAUAAAGUGUUCAGUAAAUCUAUGGAAAAGGAUUGCCAUAAAACCAUGGAAGAAAUUCAAAAAUUAAAAACUAUUGUUGACAACAUUGAUAUACUGAUCAAGGUUUUUGGGAAGAGCGAAGAUGUGAACACGUUAUUAGUGAAUGAAGACAUCCAGAGAGUACCCGUUUUCCUACAACUGGACUUACCGGCUUCAUGGAACAGAACGAAAGUUUUGGAAUAUCUCGACGAAAUGAGAAUAAAUGGAACGUCUGAUAUGAAUAUAAAAAUUAUGGCAGUUUCGCCUGAUGAUCUUAACAUUUAUUCAGAGAUAGCAAAGACAGUUCUUAAUAAAGUUGAUUUGCUAAAAGACGAAGUCCAAAAACUAUUGUCUGGAAUGCUUUUAGAGGCGGCAAUUGACCCAAAACAAAGUGCUGAAGUGGGUUUUAGUUUAACAAUACCAAAAAUUACAGAAGAGACUAGUGAGAUAAAUAGUGAAGAUGAACAUGAUGAAGCUGAACAGGCAGAUCAUCCUUCGGCUAUUGAUGAUUGCCAAACAAGAACAGAAUUUGAUGAACCUGUACGAUUGAAGUCAUAUUUCAAGUUUGAUAUUAGUCGACGACAGAAGUUACAACUAGAAGCAAUUCAAAAUAGUCUAAUUAGUGAUUGCGUUAUCACCAAUGACCAGUUGGUGUUUACUGAUUAUUUCAACAACAUAUUACAUAUCUACAAUAUAAAUGGAAGUCACAAUCGAGAUAUAAGAUUGUCCAAUCAUCCGAAAUGCAUUUCAGUAAUAAAAGACACCGAUGUUGCUGUCUCGUAUAAUCGAGAUAUAGAAAUAAUCGAUAUCAACACUGGAGAACUGAAGAAUACAAUUGUAACGCGUGGUGUUACCAGCGGUAUAUCUUAUCAAAAUGGACUGAUGUAUGUUGUAAUUUGUCACCAGAAAAUAGAUGUUAUGAAAAUGACAGGAGAAAUAGUUCGAUCUAUUCAUUGCCCUUUUCAAUCACUGUACAUAAGUUUAUCAACUGAUACUGACAGUUUGUUGCUCACUGAUUCCUUAACGCUUACUGUAUACUGUUGUGACUUGUAUGGAUCGGUCAGAUGGAAGUUUACUAAUGAUAAGAUGCACAUGCCAACGGGAGUUACAAAAGAUGGAAAUGGUAAUGUUUAUGUUGUUUGUAAUGAAUCUAACAAUGUUGUAGUGGUAUCACCUGAUGGUAAACAUCAUAAAGAAUUACUUACUAAGAAAGAUGGACUGCAAAAGCCGACUGGGAUAUACUACGACAAAUCAAACGAUUGUCUGUUGGUGUGCAAUGGAGGGAAUUGUGAUGCAUUUCUAUUUGAUGUUAAACAUUCAACUAAAAAUGAAUGAAUGUCAUUUCAGUGAUAGUACCUAAAUGGGUGCGGUGAGCUUUGUUUCAUAUCUAAUUGAUAAAUGCUUUCGCAAUUAAAUUAUAGUCUGUGAUAUUUUUAAUACAGCGCUGUACGUAACAUACUUUUAAU
Molecule: messenger RNA, 2442 nt
Organism: Mytilus californianus (California mussel)
Lineage: Eukaryota; Metazoa; Mollusca; Bivalvia; Mytilida; Mytilidae
Exons: 6
Coding region: 221-2311 (696 amino acids)
Source: RefSeq, a predicted model, not a curated record